Molecule: messenger RNA, 3278 nt
Organism: Rhagoletis zephyria (snowberry fruit fly)
Lineage: Eukaryota; Metazoa; Arthropoda; Insecta; Diptera; Tephritidae
Source: RefSeq, a predicted model, not a curated record
UUGAGCUUCUCCGUCGACUGGUUGUGUAUGCAGUUGCAACAACGGACCCAAAUCAGUUGUUUACCGCAUUGGUAAGAGCACGGUUGGGUUGACGGUUGUGCAAAAGGUGGCGAAUAGUGUGUGAGAAUGAUCAUGAAAAUAGCGAAAAUAAAAUAAAAGGGUAUAGAAAUUGAAAUUGUUUUUUCUCAUUUAAUAUUGUGCGGCGCGUGUCGGAAAGUAUGACAAAGAAGAGCGUUUGUCGUUUGAUUUGUUGAUUAGAAAACAUACAUUCUAUUCGCGAGUAAAGCUGCAAACAAAAAUUAAAAAAAAAAAAAAGAUUUGUCAACUGACAACUUCACGUGAUUUAUAAUCUCAGAGUUGUCAAUUGUUCUCUGCCGCAUUGUGUUCUAUAUACAUAUGUAUGUGUUUGCCGUUGUUCGCGCGUGCUUUUAUGCAGACCAUCUCUUGUGGGCUGUGUAUGCGACCACCUACGAACGUAGAAAGUGUGGCGCUUCUUUGUGAAGUAAACAGUUUGUGAAAUCAGCAAAGAAUUAUUUGUGAAUUUUUCUUAACUUUCUUUUGAAACGCAACUAAAAUAAAUAAUAAAACUAUUUUUAUUUUUUUGAUUUGUGUACCUGUUGUAACUACACAAUCAAGCAACGAAGAUGCGCUUUCGUUCCACUGUUGCAUUAUUCUUACCCAGCUGCUGCUGGUUGCCGAACAACAGCAACAUAAUCAAACGUGGUGGUCGCCGGCAAGUAGCAGCUGUUGCUGCACGUGGUUAUAGUAUUUUGUUCCCCACACUGUUGUUGCAGGUGCUCUUAAGUGCAGCACUAGGUGGUGCCGUCACGCCUGCCAGCAGUGGAACGAAAGGAUUACCGCGCAUGCGAGCAGCGAAAAUAGCGCGGCUUCACACUCUGCAGGGAGUGCCCGGGAGCUUUGGUGGCAUUAGCUUCAGCCCCGGAAAUAGCAGCAAAAUCAAUAGCGCAGAAGUUGAUGCAACGAUGAAAGAGAAAAAGGGCGCAAAUAUUGACGGCAAUCAUUUGACUGGGAAAUACGAGAUACGAAGUGUUUCUGGUGAGCCGAAUUAUAAAUCCGUUAAUUUAACCUGGGAAGUGGAGUUUGUGCCUUCCUACUCGGAUUUGCUGUCGCAAGCGACCGAUAUUGAUGCUAUCACCAACAGCAGCGCCGAAGUGGAACCGCCAAAAGCGUUUCAGAUUUUCUUUUGUGAAUUGCAAUCAUUUGGACCGCAUCGCUGUCGCUCCAAAUUAGUCAACGAAACUCAACAGCUGGAACCAAACGGUAACAACGACAACAGUAAUGGCAACAGUAAUCAUACCGGCAGCAGCAGCAGAAAGAACCGCCAGAACAAUAAUGUGGAAAUUGAGCAGGCGAAAAGCAGUAGACGGGUUCGUCAUUAUGCUGCGCAAAUCGAUAAUCUUCGCAUGGCCACCAAAUACAGCUUCCACAUCCGACCACAAGCAAAGCGCAGAAAUAUGAAAAUCACCGGUCGCUCUGAGCUAUUCGGCAACGAAAUCGACGAUGAAGCGAAGGGUGUGCCACUUGACGGAGGCCAAACCAUCAUCAUACCAACGAAAGGAUUUGCUGCACAAGCCACAAAAUGCUUGCCCCAAGCUUCAGAAAUUGAAGUAGAAACAGGUCCAUACUUUGGUGGAAAAAUUGUUGUUGAUGGCGGCAAUUGUGGUGUAAAGGGUAAUCAAAAUGAUCCAAUCGAUCGUUAUACGAUGCGAAUCGAUCACAAAAUGUGUGGCAGUUUAGUGAAGCCGGAAACGAAUACAGUUGAAACAUUUAUAACGGUGCAGGAGAAUUUGGGCAUCUACACGCACAGCACAAGAAGAUUCGUCGUAGUGUGUAGCUUCCAGUCGGGUAUGCAAACGGUGCGCGCCAGCUUCACAGUGCCCGGCAGUGAUGGCGUUGCAGCUGCCGUAGAGAACGAUCCCUUCGAACCAGACGAACGACUGGGUCGAGAGCAGCGUUACAUGCGUUUCGUGGAUAAGAGCGCCUUGGUACUGAAGGAACAUCCGCUAUUGGAACCCAUGCCGCCAGCAGCGCACACAUUACCGUUGGCCUCAGAUGAAAGUAUCGCAAUGGUCGAAGAAGUAACCGAUGCGGUAAACAUCAGCAACAAUCAAUCAGUAGAAACCGAUGGUAGCGAUGUACCCAAUAGCGUAGCAUUGUUGGAAGAUAUUGUACCGGGUGUAAAUGAGCGCCACAUAAAACAUGAAAAUGAAGUGCGGAAGCUACAGGAAAUCGAUGAUGCCGCGCCUACAGUGCCGGUGACGAAUACGCGAGCGGCUAAAUAUGCAAAAUUGGUACGCGAGCAGGCAACAGCAAAUCAUCUGGCGGAAGAAGUCAACGCUAGCGGUACAUUGGGCGUGGAACAGUGGUAUCAUUUGCGCAAUACCGGUGAGCAGCGAGGUUUCACCACCACUCUGGAACAAAUAUCCUCUAACGCCGGCAGCAUUAUCAUCACUGUCUCGCUUUCUGUGAUAGUUUUUGGCGCUUUUAUUUUCGUCGUAUUGCGGGAAGCUCGGCGACAGCGUUACAUUCGCAACAACAUUAGAAUGCAGCAAUUGCAAUCAUCGCGCGCAUCAUCGCCUACUUCGUUAGCGACAGAAAAGUCAUCGGUUGGAAAUCGUACACUACCGCGCGCCUUGCAGCCGCAACAUACUCAGGGCAACAUGUAGGCACACUAGGGUGGGUAGAAAAUAUUCGAAUUAAUUGAGUUAAGAAAACAAAAGUUUUGAUAGAAAAAAUGAGAUUUUAAGUAAUAGGCACUUUCAAGUAAAACUAAGAUGAAUUAGACUAAUUUAUUACAUCCAAUACUUUCGUACACUUUACAUACACUGAACAACAAAGUUGCAUUUCUUUUACAAAUUUCCCAUCUAUGCUCAUUUGUCUUGUUAAAUAAUAAAAUUAACCAACUGAUAGUGAUUUAGCUGAAGGUGACUGAGCAUAGUGAAGCUAGACAUGUAUACCUAAAAGAAAAAGAUGAAUAAUUAACUUUUAAUUACUUAAGAAUAUACUAAAUGCGCACUCAAAUACUCUUAUUGGAUAGAAAUUGUUGAUAAAUAUAUUAUAAGAUAAACAUAUGUAUGAUUAAUAAGGAAGAAUUUAUAAAAUAGGUAAGAACUCAAGCCUAAAUCUUUUUAUUGUAAGUUUACGUACAUAUGUAUGUUAUCAAGGGAAACAAACUUUCACGCAGAAUGAAAUAUAAAAAUUAAGUUAUUUUUACAGGAGUAUAUAAAUGAUAUAACUUAUUUUUAAUAAGACAAUUU